AUGCGGACGCAGCUUGCCACAUGGUCUGGUUUCUGUAAAGGCAAGCUGUUAGCAACGCUCUUUUACGAACCGAGCACACGGACGCGCCUCUCCUUUGAAAGUGCGAUAGGGCGACUCGAUGGGCGCUCACUCGGUUUCGCAGACCCUAGCGCUGCUUCUGUCUCAAAGGGCGAAACGAUUGCGGACACCGCCCGCAUGGUCACAAACUACUCCGACCUGAUUGUUGUCCGUCACAAUUGGGCGGGCGCAGCCCAUGUCAUGGCUCGCUACUCCAAUGUCCCAGUGAUUAACGGCGGUGAUGGCAGUCAUCGGCAUCCCACGCAGGCACUCACAGACCUGUACACAAUCCUCCAGCGGAAAGGGCGGAUAGAAGGGCUGACAGUUGGUAUUUGCGGCGACCUGCGAUACGGGCGCGCAGCGCAUUCGCUCGCACUCGGCGUUGCACGAUUCGGCGGGAAACUCCUCCAUAUUUCGCCCGAUGGAUUUCAGAUGCCCGAAUGGGUUUCUACCCGCUUGAAACAUCUCUACGAACUCAGCGACGUGAUCGGUGAGCUUGAUGUCAUCUAUGUGAAUCGGCUUCAGGAGGAGCGUUUACCGCCGGAGAUCUCUCCGGAAGCUGCACGGGGAAGCUAUCUUGUGGACGUCGCAGUGAUGAAUUACGCUAAACCCGAUGCAAUAAUUAUGCACCCAUUACCGCGUGUCACGAGUUGGCUUACGAGUUAG
Messenger RNA from Geodia barretti, 723 nucleotides. The record is from the annotation of a GenBank genome assembly. Lineage: Eukaryota; Metazoa; Porifera; Demospongiae; Tetractinellida; Geodiidae.